This is a messenger RNA of Scutellospora calospora, 327 nucleotides long. The record is from the annotation of a GenBank genome assembly. NCBI's taxonomy places the organism in Eukaryota, Fungi, Glomeromycota, Glomeromycetes, Diversisporales, Gigasporaceae.
AUGAAAGAAUUAAAACGAAUCAUUCAGGAGAGUGAAGUUAUGAAAGAAGACGAUCAACGAUGGCCAAAAAAGAAUGUUGUUGGACGACAGGAACUUGAAAUUCGGCUGGGCAAUGAACACAUCUCAUUUGAGACAGCAAAAAUUGGGUCACUUGUUGACGUGCAAGAAAGUGAUGACCCUGAAGGUCUACGUGUAUUUUAUUAUUUAGUACAAGAUCUUAAAUGUUUGGUCUUUUCGUUGAUUGGAUUACAUUUCAAGCAACAAUAUAAUCAUAACCUAUCUAGCUAUCAAUUACAACAUGGCGAUGACGACUUCGUCACUAGUUAA